CUUCCUGCGAGGCCAGAGGGCUGGAAGGGCUUCUGGGAAGAAAUCCUGCACCAGGAGCAGCGCGCACCUCAGCGCAUCUGGGACUCUCUGCAGCUCCUUUCCCCCCAGGUGUCCUCUCCCCAUCCUUCCCUCACACAGCUCUGGGCUUGGCCCACUUUCUCUGCCUUCCUAUCUGAUAGGCACUGUCCGCCUGUGUUCCCACACGAGAGCCAGCCAGAAAGCCGCUGGCCACGUGCAGAUGCCGGCCACGAAGACGCUAGCCACGAGAGCACUGGCCGUAUGGCUGCUUCUUGUCACAGCCCGGGCCGAGGAGCAGGAUAAGGUGGUGCACGGUGGCCCCUGUGACAGCGAUUCCCAUCCUUUCCAAGCGGCUCUCUACAACUCGGGUCACUUGCUCUGUGGCGGGGUUCUCAUUCAUCCCUCAUGGGUGCUUACAGCUGCCCACUGCAAAAAACCGAAUCUGCAGGUCUACCUGGGGAAGCACAACCUACAACAGAGAGAGGCUUCCCAGCAGCAGAUCUCCGUGGCCCACACUGUGAUCCACCCCCGCUAUGACCCUGCCUCCCACGACAACGACAUCAUGAUGGUGCAGCUGGAAGUUCCAGUGAAACUUUCUGAAAAGAUCCAUCCCCUCCCGUUAAGCAGGAACUGCACAGCUGAGGACUCCAGCUGCAGCAUCCUGGGCUGGGGCAAGAUGGAAAAUGGUGACUUGCCUGACACCAUCCAGUGUGCCAACGUAAAACUGGUGUCCCACAGUGAAUGUGAGCGUGCCUACCCUGGCCAUAUCACCUGGAACAUGGUGUGCGCAGGCGAUGAGAAAGAGGGGAUGGACUCCUGCCAGGGUGAUUCUGGGGGUCCCCUGUUAUGUGGUGGUCGCCUCCGAGGCAUUGUAUCAUGGGGUAACAUCCCCUGUGGAUCUGAGAAGAAGCCGGGGGUCUACACCGAUGUCUGCAGAUACCGUGGCUGGAUUAGAAACACCAUUCGAUCCAAGUAACCCUGAUGUAGGACACUGAACUCUUGACCUAUGGUCUCACUCUCUGGCUACAGAAUGGUACACCCCAAGACCUUGGCCCUCCCAAGUCCCUUUGUUGCCCAGGUCUGGCCCUUGAUACUUAAUAAAGGUACUCACAUGGA
This is a messenger RNA of Jaculus jaculus (lesser Egyptian jerboa), 1134 nucleotides long. RefSeq names its product kallikrein related peptidase 6 (gene Klk6). Gene Ontology annotation, biological process: proteolysis. The coding region runs from base 239 to 994 and encodes 251 amino acids. Gene Ontology annotation, molecular function: serine-type endopeptidase activity. NCBI's taxonomy places the organism in Eukaryota, Metazoa, Chordata, Mammalia, Rodentia, Dipodidae. The transcript has 6 exons. The record is from RefSeq and is a predicted model, not a curated record.